Messenger RNA from Callorhinchus milii (elephant shark), 265 nucleotides. RefSeq names its product RNA-binding protein 24. Gene Ontology annotation, cellular component: cytosol. Gene Ontology annotation, molecular function: mRNA 3'-UTR binding. The record is from RefSeq and is a predicted model, not a curated record. NCBI's taxonomy places the organism in Eukaryota, Metazoa, Chordata, Chondrichthyes, Chimaeriformes, Callorhinchidae.
ACUGUGUGUGUGGGGGGGGAGCUGUAUACUGUGUGUGUGUAUGUAUGAGAGUUGUAUACUGAUGCGCUUGUGUUUCCCUGGUGCAGGUGACCAUGGCUGACAGGGCUGCGGCAGAGCGGGCCUGCAAGGAUCCCAAUCCCAUCAUAGACGGCAGGAAAGCCAACGUGAACCUGGCUUACCUGGGGGCCAAGCCGAGGAUCAUGCAACCAGGUUUCACUUUUGGAGUUCAGCAGAUACACCCAGCUUUUGUUCAAAGGCCAUAUGG